Molecule: messenger RNA, 471 nt
Organism: Clonostachys byssicola
Lineage: Eukaryota; Fungi; Ascomycota; Sordariomycetes; Hypocreales; Bionectriaceae
Source: the annotation of a GenBank genome assembly
AUGUUCGGCCUCAAGUUCAUCGUCCUCUCCCUCUCGGUGCUUAUAAGCCGAGCCCUCGCCAUCAACGUGAUUCUCUUCGCGAAGGGCCCCAAGAUGCCAAAGGAGGUGACAAAGGAAUGGGCGAUCCCAGUAAACUCAUGCGACAAACCAGAGAAGACCAUCGUUGAGAAGAUGGGUAGCUGGUCCAAAAACAAGUAUACAGCUCAGAUGGGUACCGGCCAAAACGCACGGGUCGUCGUCAAGCCCACUAAGGAACCAGACACGGAAGCUGCUGCCAUCCAGAUGCUCAAGGACAUGGACAGCAUUUUGGCCAAGAAUACCAAGAAGGGGUGGUGCGACAAGCUCGUUGACAAAUUCAAGGGGGGCAAAAAGGAAACUAAGAAAGGUAAAGGGAAGCGGAUGGCUAUGCGCAGGCGAAAUGCCAGAGCCCGACGAGGCUACAAGGCCAAACGAGGCUCGAGAGGUUACUAG